GCUUUCUUUGCGACUUGGUCUCGUUUUAAUGGCUCUCUCCAUCACUUUCUGGGUGGAGGCAAACGCUGAGCGGGGCUCAUAUUCCACUUCGGGCAUUGCAGAGCUGAUAACUGUGGAGAAGAAGCUCCUGGCUCAAAUGGUGGACUAUGGCAGUGUUCUCCGUAAAAAGAUCAGUUUGAUGCGUCGUUACAUUGCUUUGAUGAGAGUGAAAGAAAUGGAGGCGGAAUCAGACAGGGAGCAGUAUCUGGGCAAUCCCCUUCACAGCUAUUCGCUGAUCCACCACAUGCACUUCGACUGGACAAAUUGGCGCAGGCUCCUCGAGCAGCCCUUGGGCACAGAGCAAAUCUCCAAGAUGCGUGCAUUGAUGCCACAAAUUCCAAAAACUGAAUACUGGAAUGCCAAGCAAGACCUCAUCCAUGCACCUCUGGCAGGUGUUCAGUUCGAUCCGCUGGAUUCCUUGGAGCUAGCUCUGUUCGCAUUCGACAAGGAUCGCCCCGAUCUCGCCCAGAAGUGGCUCAGUGCCACACUAAGCGGCUACCAGCAGCUCAGUCCCAGCGAAAAGGAACUCUACGAAGUGCUGAAUGUGGUCAAGGAGAGUCAAGUGACGAAGCUCUCUGAAUUGGUAAAAACACUCAACACCAAUCAAUCAUCGGCUUUGAAUCGCUCCGGGAUGAUGUUACCUUUGCUCUUGGUGGGUGCCCUGUGGCAGGUCCUUUUCCCUGUCUGUGGGGCCGAGUUCUACUCCUCCGUGCACGAGAUGACCAAGGUUUUUGGCUACGAGCAGAAAAUGCUGCAGCACAUGCAAAAGUUUGUAGCUGAUAAUCAGAGCAAAUUGGAUUUCCUGAGGGCGCGGCUGGGGGAGUUCGAGCAGGAGCGCAACGAGGCGCGGCACUGGGGCACGGCAUACUUCGAGAGUCCUCUGAACCAAUAUUUGCUCAGCAAGCGACUGACGGUGGACUGGCGGCGGGUGGAGAACCUCAUGGACGCCGACACGGGCCAGAAGCCACUGGAGCGGCUGCUGAAGCUGCGACGGAAUCCGUCCAUGCCCAAUGCCAGCGAACUGGAGGGCGCCAUCGAUGGCCUGCUCCGACUGCAGUUCGUCUACCGACUGGAGGCCAAGCACCUGGCCAAAGGCAUCCUGGAUGGAGUAAACCAUGGUACACACCUAAGCCCCGAGCACUGCCUGGACAUUGCCCGCUUGGCAUUGAGGGAUCAGCAUCCGCGACUGGCGCACGCUUGGCUACUGGAGGCGCAAGAGCGCCUGCCUCAGCAUCCCGAACUCCACCCCCAGAUUCUGGCUCUGCUCGUACAGGCCAAGGCGGAACUGGGUGACUUCUUGGGAGUAAAUGGCACAUACCAGGAGCUUUUGAAACUACAACCAGCCAGCGAGGAGCAUGCCAGAAACUACGAGCAGUUCAUGCGGAACCAUGCAGCAAAAGAUGGCUUGUAUGAGUCAAAAAUCAUAGAAGAACAUGCCCCCAUUCCCGAGGAUCCCUCGCAGCUGGACGAGUUCCAGGCGUACAGUUUGACGUGCAGCGGCCACCGCAGGCUCACAGCCGCAGAGGAGAGGCAUUUGCGAUGCGGCUACAUGACCGAGACGCAUCCCUUCCUCUUGUUGGCGCCCCUCAAAGCGGAAGAAUUGAGCCACGACCCCCUGCUGGUGCUCUACCACGAAGUGAUUUACCAGAGCGAGAUCGACACUAUCAGGAAGUUGACGACCAACAAGAUCCGCCGGGCAACGGUCGUAGGCACCAACCAGUCGGUGGUGUCCAAUGUCCGCACCAGCCAGAUCACCUUCAUCCCAAAAACAGAGCAUCAGGUGCUGCAGACCAUCGACCGUCGCGUGGAAGACAUGACCAACCUGAACAUGGACUAUGCGGAGGAUCACCAGUUCGCCAACUAUGGCAUCGGCGGACACUACGCCCAGCACAUGGACUGGUUUACCCAGAAUGCCUUUGAUUAUGAGCUGGUCUCCGCCCCCGAGAUGGGCAACCGCAUUGCAACAGUCCUCUUCUACCUGUCGGAUGUGGCCCAGGGCGGCGGCACUGCCUUCCCCCACCUGAAGCAACACCUGCGUCCCAAGAAAUAUGCAGCCGCCUUUUGGUAUAACCUGCAUGCAGCAGGCGGAGGGGAUACCCGCACACAGCAUGGUGCCUGUCCCAUCAUUGCUGGAUCUAAAUGGGUGCAAAAUCGCUGGAUUCGGGAGUUCGUGCAGUCCGAUCGACGUCCCUGCCUGCUGUGGGAUGACUCUGUGGCCACCUUUGGCCAGAUUAUGGAGCUGGCCAAACAGCAGAAGGCAGCUGCAAAGAAAGAAUCGAGCUAA
Drosophila subobscura is the source of this 2323-nucleotide messenger RNA. Its product is annotated as prolyl 4-hydroxylase subunit alpha-2. Gene Ontology annotation, molecular function: iron ion binding; protein binding; procollagen-proline 4-dioxygenase activity. The transcript has 13 exons. Gene Ontology annotation, biological process: peptidyl-proline hydroxylation to 4-hydroxy-L-proline. NCBI's taxonomy places the organism in Eukaryota, Metazoa, Arthropoda, Insecta, Diptera, Drosophilidae. Bases 29 to 2323 code for a protein of 764 amino acids. Gene Ontology annotation, cellular component: endoplasmic reticulum. The record is from RefSeq and is a predicted model, not a curated record.